This is a messenger RNA of Fonsecaea pedrosoi CBS 271.37, 1419 nucleotides long. RefSeq lists its product as uncharacterized. The record is from RefSeq and is a predicted model, not a curated record. NCBI's taxonomy places the organism in Eukaryota, Fungi, Ascomycota, Eurotiomycetes, Chaetothyriales, Herpotrichiellaceae. The transcript is spliced from 4 exons. Gene Ontology annotation, biological process: regulation of DNA-templated transcription. The coding region runs from base 1 to 1419 and encodes 472 amino acids. Gene Ontology annotation, molecular function: DNA-binding transcription factor activity, RNA polymerase II-specific; zinc ion binding.
AUGGUGGGAGCGCUUAAAAGUACUGGUUGCGCGACGUGUCGGAAACGCAAGAAGAAGUGCGGUGAAGAGACACCUUCAUGCUCAGCAUGCAUAAAAGCAGGCUGGAAAUGCCCAGGCUAUCCCAAAAGAUGGAAAUUCAUUGACGAGGGUGGAUCGCUUGCAUUGCUCUACCGCAAAAAGAAGUAUAUCUUUGAAGAUGUCGGUCAGCACGAAGCAGCAGUCGAUGAAUGGUUAACCUUUAAAGUCAAUCCCAUCGACCAAGGCAACGGUUCUCUCAAUCCGAGAUCAUGGAAUGCCAUUGAGUGGCCGCUAGCUUUUCCCGUUGACCAGAUACGUUCGACUCUAUGCUACAUACUGGAUGAGCCGCAGAACAGGCACACCUUCCCCAUCAAAUCUCAUGGAAGAUUUUAUGGUAUGAUUCCGUCCCGGCUGGGCUGCAGUGCUGCACUGGACGAUGCGGUUUCGUGUCUGUGCAGCAUCUACACGGACUCUCUCAGAUCAGACCAAACGCCCUCAAAGAAGUGCCUUCAGUUGUACGCCCGGAGUUUGCACUCUCUUCGAAAGUCGCUGGGCAUACGGCAUAUACGCGCAGAGGCCGAAACGAUAUGUGCGUCCAUUAUUCUGCAGACAUGCGAGCUUGUGCUGAACGAUGAUGUUGGACGAUGGACUCAACUCUGCAUGGGAACGAAACUCCUUAUCCAAGAACAUGGCGCCGCGCGAUUCAUUCACUCCUUCGAAAGGGCGAUGCUCGAGUCGCAGCGAGCUUGGUUUAUUCUUCACGAUGCAAGUCUUGGACAGGAAUGCUUUUUGUCAAGGCGAGAGUGGCGCCAGUCUCUGGAGAGCCCUCCCACUUCCAUCGGCACCGAGGGGCAGGCUAGUAUCUCACUUCGAUCUGAGCUUUGUGAAUUCCUUGUCGACGUGCCCGGAUUGAUUCGGGAAGCCACAAGCACGGCAGACCAACUCUUGGACGGAGAUGUUGACCCAGUUGGGCUCAAAAAACGGCACCAGAACGCAAUCCUUCAGAUAUCAUCCAUGAAACACGCCUUCGAGUGGUGGUAUAGCACCAAAAUUGCACCUCUGCGCUCUAUUUCAGACGCCGUGGGCCCAACCAGGAUUGAAACUAUCAGAAACAGCUCCGUGCGGGAUGACCUUCUUCUUGCUGUCGUUGACUGCGUGUCCAAUUCCAUAAUGAUAAAACUAGACACAUUGCAGGCCCAGUUAAACUCGGACUGGGGUAACCUCAGGGUGGACGUCCUUGGAUAUCAACAGGCACAGGCGAAACGAAGAAAAAUGAUGUACCAAGCUUUACAGUUUGUUCGAGACAAGUCUUUGGUCGCAGCAAAACCUCUCGAAUUUGGGUUGCGACAGCUGUGGCUCGACACUGAAUUCGAACACAGCGAGAAGUACGCAGCUAAGUAA